Molecule: messenger RNA, 4975 nt
Organism: Melopsittacus undulatus (budgerigar)
Lineage: Eukaryota; Metazoa; Chordata; Aves; Psittaciformes; Psittaculidae
Product: histone H2B 5-like
Exons: 1
Coding region: 29-409 (126 amino acids)
Cellular component (GO): nucleosome
Molecular function (GO): structural constituent of chromatin; DNA binding; protein heterodimerization activity
Source: RefSeq, a predicted model, not a curated record
UCCAAGACCCAGAGAAAGAGCUGUCAGAAUGCCAGAGCCAGCAAAGUCCACCUCUGCCCCCAAAAAGGGCUCCAAGAAAGCCGUGACAAAGACCCAGAAGAAGGGUGAUAAGAAGCGGCACAAGAGCAGGAAAGAGAGCUACUCCAUCUAUGUCUACAAGGUGCUGAAGCAGGUCCACCCCGACACCGGCAUCUCCUCCAAGGCUAUGGGCAUCAUGAACUCCUUCGUUAAUGACAUCUUUGAGCGCAUCGCUGGAGAAGCGUCCCGCCUGGCCCAUUACAACAAGCGCUCUACCAUCACCUCCCGGGAGAUCCAGACGGCAGUGCGCCUGCUGCUCCCAGGAGAGCUGGCCAAGCACGCUGUCUCGGAGGGCACCAAGGCUGUCACCAAGUACACAAGCUCCAAGUAGCCAGAUGUCACCUCUCCAAUGGGACCAUCAACCACCGGACCCUCCGCGCAAGCACAGGCAGGCAGCCACAGUCCAGAUAAACAUUACGGCUAUUAUCCACAGCAAUUUGCAGCCUUGGGGUGUGCAUGAGAAGCUGCCCAGUGGAAGAGGAGACAGUGAUCUGGAUGGUGGCUGAUUUCCAUAGUCUGUUUGGGACAUGCAGCAGGUUCAGCAAGGCUGGUGGAGGAGGCCCCUGGUUUCACAUCUCAUCCAAAUGACUGACCAACUCUAGUAUACCCAAACCCUUCUCUGUGCUUGGCAACAUGCAUGCUUGGCACUGGCUGGGGAGGCAGGCAGUGGCAGCACAGAGAUGCCAUCUCUUUAAGUCUUCCUGUUUGGCUGCUUUCUCACAGUCAUCCAAGAUGGGCACAGAAGAGUCAGUGGUGGUAUCCAUCUUCUCCCUCAUAGCCCAGAUCCAUCCUGGUGUACAGUGGCCCAGCCCACCCCAUGCCAGCAGAAGUGUCAUUGACAGCUACCAGGCAUGGGCUAUAGAAUAAAGUCCAUAUUGAUUCAACAGCUAUCUGUGCUUGACAGCCUGUUUAAAGAGCAAGCCUAGCAGGCAGAUGCUGGGAUGAAACCAAGCGCUGUUCCUCCUCAUUGCUGCCAGUGGAUGAGCCAUUAAGCAGGCUGAGGGUGCUGGUGCUGGAGCUGCCCACUGCCUCCUCCCUUGUGCCAAGGCGGACAGACAGACAAGGGGGGAUGUUGGUGCUGGGUCACUUCCUUCCUUGGCUGCUGCUUUAGGACUUGCUUUGUGUGCAAGACUGCUAAAUCUGCUGCUUUUCAGAGACUUUUCCUCCCUCGACACUGCCUCUGUGCUCCCUGCCACUGUACACAUGGGUGAGAUGGGGUGGUGCUUAGAGUACCGGGGUGAUGCAGGCCAAGCAGCACAGAGGUGUGGGGAGGGGACUGAGGACUUGGAAAGGGGUCUGGAGUGAGACCAGAGGUGUUUAAUGCAGGCUGGGGGAGAGGCAGGCUCCCCGCACUGUGGGCAGUUUACCUGGCCCUGUCUUCCCUGCUUUGUUCAUUGGUUAGAACAACCAGUGAAGCAAAACUGGAGCUGAGUGGAUAUACAGGGACACUUGCCUGCAUCCCAACAAUGUUUUAAAACUGCUUCAGAUAGUCCCCAUGUCUUUUCGAAGUCUACAGUAAGGUGAGCAAUAAUAAAAGCCAUAGGGGUUAGUGGAGGAAUAUCUUGGUUGCAGCAGGUUCUUUUGCCCAGACUGUUGGAUAGCAGAAGAGCAUGUGUGGAACCAGUGUGAAGUUGAAGCUUCCUACUCAAAACACAAAAUUAGCCAUCAUUAAAAAAAAAGAAAACCCAACUCUCUGGUAGGCAGUAGCACUCAGAUAGAAAAUAUUCAGGCCUAAAAUAACAACUACUUUCUGCAGCUUGUUCUGUAAAUAAAAAGGGCAGCAAAGACCCAGGAACUAAGUGCAGGUUCUCCCCAAACUCCAGGACCUUGUUUUUUAUUGAAAGGCGAAUUCAUACCCUGAAAUACCAACCUCGCAGUACAUCUCUCACUUUCCCCUACGUUUAUCUCUAUCCUGUUUCUUUACAACUCGAGAGUGAUGGGGACACUUGACAAGUUUAUAUCACUUUUUGGAGCUGUAGGACUCUGCAGCUCCAGAAGAUUCAGUUAUUUCUGUUUUUUAUAACAGUGUUGCAGUCAUCUUCCUGUUGGUCUGAGGAAAGGACCACAGAGACCUGCGCAACCAAGAGCACCUGAGAAGCCCCAGAGCAGCGCAGGGUCUCAUGUGGUCUCUGUGCAAGACUGAAGGUCAAGUUGCUUUUGGGCUGUUCCCAUAUCCCUGCUUUGGGUUUGAACAUCCCAUGCCCAAAAAGGGGCUUUCCUGCCCUACUUGGGUCAGUGACAGCACACAGCCAUGUUUCAUCCCAGCAGGAAUCCCUGGUGAUACCUUCCAGAAGGAGCAAAACCUGCUCUCCAGGUGUCAGCUCCCACAGUACAGUUAGCUCAGUGGUACUCAGUGGUGCUGGUAACCUGGACCACAUCCAGGACACUUCGGAGGUGACAGCUUAGCACUACUUUUGUUUUCCAUUCAAAUAGUUGGAAUUGGAUGCCAGAGAUGAAAAUGUACCUGCACUGGGCCUAGAACCACCAGCCUUGCUCUCUCUCCCACCAGAAACUGGGAAGCAGAUAAUGCAAAGGGAAAAUAUCAGGAGUGAAGGGUUGGCUGGCAGUGUUGGAGCUUCUUCCUCCUGUAGUUAGGACUCAACCCCUUGGGGAGUCCUCCAGGAGGUAGCAGUUCUGAGUAGAAUAAAUCUGCUCCAGUCCAAGCAGUAUGUGUGAGGCAAGACACACAUCACCCAGGGUUACCUGUCACGACCUCUAAAUCCUCAUUCUUUUGAGCUGAGUCCUUCUGCUAGAAGUCAGGAAAGAAAACACAGCACUGACCCUCCAGGGUCUCCUGGACAGCUCAGGGAGCUGAGGACAAGGCUGGGCACUUGGACAAGAACUGGUGUACAUGCACAUAUGUAUGUACAGCAUACGUAUGUAUACAUACAAUAUGCUGUCCCCAUACACAUACAGUACUGGUCUCAUUUUCCUGUGCCACUGUUGCCACUCUCCAUUUUUAGAGAUUGUUUCAGAGAGAGAAACAGUGAUUUAAGGCUAUAAAAAUACUUGACAGCUUAAAGAGGAACUUUUAUAUUGUCUAAAGUCAAGUGACUGAGACUGGUUAUGUCCAUCCAGUUAUAGUUCAGGCUGUCAUUUCACACAUCAUUUGCUCUUCACUCUCCCUUUGUAUCAUUUCUUUGCUUGAUGUUUUACUUUACUCCUGAUAAUGUGGAGCACAGGAUUGAGGAACUGAUCUAGGUUAAAAUUAACCUCUUUUUGUUUGUUUUUGUGUGGGGUUUUUUGUUGUUGUUGUUUGUGUUGUUUGGUUUUUUCAGUAUUCUUUCAAGUUUUGUUGGAAUACAGUCCUGGUGGCUCUGAUCCAUCACUGUUGUACAGACACUUGUGCCAGCUAAGAGAAGGGCUGAUCCAAGAAAGGCAAGGCUGGCAUAAGCUAGGGCUGCUGCAGAAAGCAGCUGGGAAUUAAUGGCCUUAGUGAAGAAAGGAAAUCUGUGUCUCCUGCAGUGGUCCAGUUCAUAGCAACAAUAUGGCUUUUAGAUGCAUCACUAGGAGUGUUACCUCUGCAGUGUCCCACAAGCAGUUUCUCUGAUGUUGGAAUCAGACGUAUCCCAUUUCCACAGGUCCCAGAGGACGGCAGUGUUACACCACGGAAGGGAGCAGCUUGGGAAGGACACUGCUCCCAUGCAGCCACCCAACUGCAGUGGUUGGAGGUUCCUUGUAGCAUGCAGCAGUGUGGGAGGCAGCCUGCCCUUCCCACAGCUGCCUGCUGCUGCAUGGGAGCACACUCACAUGACUGCAACAGGAAUUACUUUGCGAUGAGCUUGGACUGAGCCUUAGCAGUGGAGGCAAUAGAAGAUGGUCUAAAAGUUCAGGUAUAGAUUGGCCACUCAGUAAUCUGAAUUGUGACAUAUUCCACCAUUCCCUGGUAAGGGGAUUGCCUGCAGAAGAGGAGUUCUGCAUUUUGGGCUCUCUGCUUCUAAAGAAUAUGUAUUUCCAGCUCUAGAAUUGAUAACAUGUUUUAAUAAUUAAGAUAAUAUACCAAGCCCCACUGUCCCUGCCUGAUUCCUACUGCAAUUUCAGAAGCAUCUCUGAGCCAUUGCUGUGUUUGGAAAGGGAAGCUGAAAAAGUAACACAGCCUUGAUAUUAACCUCACAUUAACCCAGUGGACAUCACUGAGUUAUUUGUUUCCAUGUACAAUUCAAGAGAUAAAAUUAGCUGUACUCCUGAUUUUCCACCUAGAAGGUCUGAAAGUCCACCCAGCCUCAAAGCUGAGCUCAACCUAGAGGAGACCUGAGCAGCCACAUGCACAGAGGUUUGCUCCUACUCAGGACUGAAAAGUCUUUAGUUAAGCAUGGGGAAAAUGAGUAAAAACAAGCGUGGAGGAUGAGUGCCUGUGCUGGGCACUGCUGUGUGCCCUGGGAAGGGAUGCUUGAGCUGCAACUGCUGAAGAGCCCUGGCCAAAGAAGCUGUGUGCCCAUCUGCUGGUGACAGGCAACCAUGUGGAUGUAGCCCCAAGACCUGGCCACCACUGGAGUUAAGCUUGGCAUGGCCUCUGCACAGCCCUGAGCAUUUGUCCCAUCAUAGCAUUUCCUGACGGUUUACAUCCAGAACAAUUGUUUACAGGGAAAGGAAGAAUGUGAACUAAAUGGUAAAAUUCACUUGCUGACAGAAUGUCGAGAGCUCCCUGGGACAGCACCUGGGGAGCGAUCUCUCAUGCUUACUCCAUGCAUGGUUUCUUUCGGGCUUAUGUACAGAGUUUUCCUGACAGUAAGUGUUACAUCAGGUAUGAUCUAUGUUAUAUUACUACUGGUUCAUGACCUGUCUUACUACUGAUUACCUGUUUUCUGUUAAAUGUAUAAAUAAAAUGUAAAUGCCAACCUGUUGAAAAUCAGACAAGCCCCAGCUCUCAGGAUGUCUUUGCUUCUGUAUCACUGUG